UAGGGCUGUUGUAUGGAAUGCUGACACAGUCAGCAAAAAAAAUCCCGGGAGAGAGUUGUUUCUGUCGGAGUAGUCAAUGUACUUGUUCUUGGUGGUUUCUUUAGAGAAAGUCCUUGUGUGGAAGAAUAACUGGGUGAUAUAUUACCAUUUCCAUUAGCCCUGGCCAAAGAAGAGUUAUAACGAAUGCAUUUAGAAUGUUUUUUGUUGUUGUGACUUUUGCAUAACCCUUCCCAGAAUACUAAAAUAAAGGGAAAGAUAUAGAUACACCCCCUUCUAGUUUUGCUAUAAUGCAUUUGUACACCAAUUUUUUUGUUCUGGAUUUCAAGAAAAGUUUCUGCAGAGUUAUUUCUUUGCUCUCGAAACAAAACAAUUUAUGUCUGGCCUGCCCUACCUACUUGCCAAUUUCUUACACACUUAUUGUGAUUGUUCCCACUCGAUUAAGUAUGGUUUUCGUCAAGGUUCUCUGUAGGCAUGCUUGUUCAGCGACGUUAGCAUCCAUUCUGCAGCAAGUGUGGCUUUAUUUUUUUGUAAACACAGCCAAAUCAUUUUUGUUAUGUGGUUUAAUUUUCAUUUUUUUUGUUCAUCCAAUUUUCACCUGGUAGCUUAAGGCUGUAUGGUGUCGAUAUACAAAUGUAGAAUGCCCAUGUUUGUCCCUUUUGUGAAUGUUUUAUUGCACACUCUACUGCCAAAAGCUCUAGCUUGUUGAUGUAAUACUCUGAUUUUUCCUUGUAAGUAAAUAGACACGUUUUCCAUCUUCACCUAAAGUGCUUUAGAAAAGAAUAAACUUGUUUAUUAGAAAAUAAAUGUUGUGUGCUAUUAUCUCUAAGAAUUCCAUCUUUUGAGUGGGUUUCAGGAAUAACUUCUACUUAUUUAUUGGAAAUCCCACAUUUCUAAACAGAACAAUUUUUAUACACCUCGAAUUCAAUGCUUUCUCUUUUGUCCUGCCUAUCACCAACAGACCGUCAAAAUUUUUUAUAAUUUUUAAUAGUUUUAGACGUAAACUAGCAGGAGGGACUUUCGCAAACUUUGUUUAAAUCCUCAACCCACCACUGCAAAUGUGGACAAUCUUUCACGUCAUUUAUCUUUAACUGUGAAAAGAAUUUAUGCAAUCAUGCAAGAAAUGAAAGAGAGAAUCGAGAUAUUACAAGGUCAAGCAGUUGUCAGGGAACAUAUUUAUUAUACAGAUAUGCAAGAAAUGAAAAAGGUGAUUGAGGAAUUAGAAAGUGAAGUGGUUGUCAGGGAAAUUAUUAAUCAAUCAGAUAAUCAAGAAAUGAAAGAGAAUAUCGACAUAUUACACAGUCACGCAGUCGAACGGGAAUAUUCAGAAAUAAAUUUUUACCAGAAAAAAGUUGUUAAGUUGGUAAAAGUAAAAGCUGAGCGUCUAUCACACAUUCUUCUCGAAAGUCUUUUUCGACGUUCCCUAACCGAAUAUGAAAAAAACUUCGGAUAUUUUGUAGGGGGGCUGCCUUGGUUAAAAUUAAUAUUGAAAAACGUAUGCGAGGGAAAAGAUGAUACAUCCAAAGCCCAAUACAGAGCAGUUCUUAACGAAUAUUUGAAGAUGUUAGAAAAAACUCUCUCGGAGCAGAAGAAAGAAGUUUACCUUUCUGAUAAUGUUUGGGAAAUAAUUAAAAACAAUAUUAAAAAGGAGUUACCAAAACAUUUGGCAAUCAAAGGCGAGGAAUUCAUUAAUACAUCGUUAUCAUUGAAAAACCGCUUACACAGAUUUGUUGUGCGGUUAAAGCCAAAUACCAUGUAUCAAAUUGAAGGAAGCCGAUUUUAUAAACUUUAUAACACUAGAUACGCUUUGGCCAGACUAUUUAGCUUAACUUCGAAGGGUUGCAGUGUGUUUGAAGAUAAUUUUCUUGAUUGUUCAAUAACAUUCUAUGACUACUUUUGUCUCACUUUGAAAACAAGAAAAAACUUUCGCUGUGUCAUUUAUACAGCUACAAAUUCCGAUAAACUGAUAGAAGAACAUGAAAUUCCGAUUGACGGUACCCAAUUAUGUAUUGGAAAAAACUAUUAUUUUUCAUCAUAUAGGUAUUACAUUAUUGUAAGGUUCAUGUAACAGAACCAUUUAACAACAAGAAGAUAACACGUAUGUGAGUAACAACACACAACCGACUUAACACAACUUUCUUCAGCGUGAAAAAAAAUUUUCAAUUCAAUUUUUUUUUAAGGAUUUUUUUAUGUUAAUAGUUGUAUUUUGUAAACCGCAAACG
This is a messenger RNA of Hydractinia symbiolongicarpus, 2219 nucleotides long. RefSeq lists its product as uncharacterized. Bases 1112 to 2065 code for a protein of 317 amino acids. NCBI's taxonomy places the organism in Eukaryota, Metazoa, Cnidaria, Hydrozoa, Anthoathecata, Hydractiniidae. The record is from RefSeq and is a predicted model, not a curated record. The transcript has 2 exons.